AUGACGCCCGAUCUAUCUUUACCAUCUCGAGCCCCCGAACUCGGCCAAUACGACGAUUGCAACUGGGACGACGCAGCAUUCGCUGUCUAUACUCUCCUCGGCGACAAAGUAUCGGUUCAAGAUGUUGCUUCGGUGCUAGAAAAACAAUGGUUAGAUCAGGGCAAUGAGAAGCAUCUCGUGCGCCCCGCAGAGCCUACCGCAAAGUUUGAGACUUUGCAGGAAAUUGUCCAAGCGCAUAUCAACUUGGAUAAGGGCAGGCAACCUCACAGCGAUGCCGUCUUCGAUCUAGAAUGGUGGCCAACAGCCUUCAUCGUCGUCGUCAGGGAGGACUGGAGAACGAAGACUGGAGGACUAUUGUUUGUUUUCGCCGACGAUGAGAACGAUUGCGAAAUGGACAAAUUCUAUUUCAACAUCGAAGACGCCUACAUGAUGCUCUCGAGUCUAAGCUUUGGGGAUGAGGAGUUGUCUGAUAUCGAUAUGUCAGUGAAAAAUGUGGUUGUAGAUUGGAAAUGA
Molecule: messenger RNA, 513 nt
Organism: Pyrenophora tritici-repentis Pt-1C-BFP
Lineage: Eukaryota; Fungi; Ascomycota; Dothideomycetes; Pleosporales; Pleosporaceae
Source: RefSeq, a predicted model, not a curated record